Cuscuta europaea is the source of this 2936-nucleotide messenger RNA. Lineage: Eukaryota; Viridiplantae; Streptophyta; Magnoliopsida; Solanales; Convolvulaceae. The record is from the annotation of a GenBank genome assembly.
CCCAUAGUCACAAUUCAAAAUUUAUUUGGACCCUUCUGACCAAUAGCCGUCUCUGUAGGAGUCCGUAAUCUCCGUGCUUCGGCUACACCUUCUCAAAUCUUCAGCUUUUUGCUCCCUCGCACAGAAACUCUUCUGUCUAAACUGUUUGGGCAGAUUUUCCGGAGAUUCCGUACUUCAAGAGCAGCUGGAGAUCACCAAAGAGAUACACGUACGCUCGCAGGGAGUGGAACUGCGUUUGAAAUACUCGGUUACAGUUCUGGUGUUUAUUUUUUCCAGAGAGGGAACUGUAAGCAGCGGAGAAAUGUUGGAUAACGAGGUGGAGGAUAUGGUGGAGUAUACGUUUACGGUGGUGGAGAUUGAUCUGGAUUACGAAUUUGACGCGCCGCGGUACUUCAAUUUCUGCGGCGGAGAGUCUCCUGUGGAGGCGCGUGCAGCUGAGAGCUGGUUUGAAACGGCCGGCACAUAUCCGCCGUCUCCUUUUGUCAAAAAGUUAGUAUCAAGCGAAGGCAAUUGUUGUGGAAACAUAAGUGCCUAUGCUAAACCCAAAGAUGCUGAUAGUAUGAGUUUGUCUGAAAGUGAUUCUGAUACAGAGGAUGUCUAUGAAAAGCGUUCUUCUAGACAAGUGUGUAGUACAGCAGGAGAUAGAACAGGAAUUGCACCUAUGUUGGCUAGCACCACUGUGCUGAAAUUUCAAAAUCUACCCGAAGUAUUACCAACAGGCUUGACAUUCUAUAAUCACCUUCUGAAAGAUAAUUCAAAAGCAAAAAAUAAGUAUGGCAGGAAGCCUUCAUAUCCCAGGUCCUCUACUCUAAUGAAACCAACAGCAAGUCACCUGGCCAAGCAGAACCCUUCUCACCUAGUUGGUGGUGUAAGAUUUCCUAAUUCGGUGCGUGAUAUAGCGGAGCCAAAAGCAAUUGUCAGUGAUAACCAAGCUAGCAAGAGACAGAAGCUUGAAGGUGGUCUGCUGCACAAGGUUACUGAUACAAAGGCACAAACAAACUUCAUUCAUAAGGCUCCUAAAAGGGGAAUGACUACAGAAAGAAGCAGAAAAUUUCCAAUUCCAAACUUUCCGGAUAAACCACAGAAAGAAACAGAAAAUGCGACAUCAGAUGUUUACAGAUUUAAAGCCCGUCCUUUGAAUAGAAAAAUGUUUGAAACUACUUCACUGAUUCCAAAGAGAAGUACCCCACAACCACCCCAAUUUCAAGAGUUCAAUUUAAAGACAUCAGAGAGGGCUAUGCAGCACAAAUCAGCAACUUCUUCCAAUGUUGUUUCCAAUAAUACCAAUAAGGAGUUCCAUUUAAAGACAUCAGAGAGGGCUAUGCAGCACAAAUCAGCAACUUCUUUCAAUGUUGUUUCCAAUAAUACCAAUAAGGUAUUACAAAAUUCUAAUACCGGUUUCAGCUUUGAGUGCGAAAACAAAGAACGUAGAAAACCCAAUAUCACGGAACAAGUGAAACAAGAAGGAUCAUUGUCAUCAAACAAGUUAAAAGCUCUCCCUCUUAAUAAGAAGAUACUUUUGAGCAGAGGAGAGUUGGGGGUUUUUCGUAACAUCAAGAAGGAAACCACUGUACCCAUGGAAUUUAACUUUCUUACUGAAAAGAGAGGAGUUCAUCAUAAUCACUCUAACCCACCAAUCGAACUCUUUAACAAGUUAUCUCUAGCAUGUGGAACUCAAUCAAGUGCUGAGGCUCCUUCAAGGUUGAAACAGCCUGCCUUCAUAACUUCAAAGGUUUCACUUAUUCCCUAUCGUUUAAGGGUCUCUUUCCAUGGAGGGUUUUGGAGAGGGUUCUAAAGAAAAUAGAUGGGCAUACUUCCAACAAAACUGUGAGAUAAAACAGACAGACAAAGAAAAGUCACAAGGUCUUCUUGCAAAGCAGAUUCAAAAAGUUGGCGACAGGGUUGUUAACAACUUCAGGAGGUGAUAGUAGGGGAAAAAGGUAGUUUUUCUCGGCCCCUUGGUGAUAAACCACACACAACCGGUCCAGCAUCAGCCUUUCCUGCUUCUUGUUUAAACUUGGGAGGUUAAUACAACACAUAACACAGUGUAAAUAGAAUGUUCAGAAAGUAGGAAAGGGCUUUUUCCUGGAUGGUUUCAUUUGACUCGAAAAUAUCGCUCUUGCGCCUCAACAUUGUUCCCUAAAGAAGAUUUAUGAGCUAAUAAAAAGCCUUGCAGAGUUCAUUAUCGGCUUAAGGUCUGUUACACUGAUUGGAAAAACUGCUUGUAUACUAUCAACCCUAUGGCUAGACUUUGAAACGAUCACCUAACUAAUAUCAGACAAGAUCAAACCAGACUUAGACUAUGUUUGGCAUAACGAGCUGUAACUGGAGGUUAAUGUCUGAAAUAUGAGCUAUUGUUUGAACCAGGGAUUGUUGUCCGGAGCUGAACUUUGAAGUGCUGAAUCUUAACUGAGUAGAGUAGACAGACAUGUUUGGCAAAAAGAGUUGAAACAUUACAGAGAUAAUACGAAAUGACAUUAAAGGACGUAUGAUUUAUAAAAUACACUGAGACCAAACAUUUACCAGACCAAAAUAGAUCAAUUCAAAUCAAACAAAAAAUGGAAAGUUGGUAAAGUUUUAAGGAUGGAGGGAGUACGCGGUGAUCACCCGUACCCGUACUCGUCCUCAUACCCCUACCCUAACGCGUACCUAGCCCCCAUCCCACUACCCCUACCUCGAACCCUACCCCUAGAAUUUACUAAGAAUUUACCCAGAAGGCCAAAACUCAAAAUAGGAAUAAAUCAUCGGCCAAUUUCAAUACUAGAAACUUGUGUGUUUUGUUUUUUAGAGCACGGGUGGUGAAUUCACAAAUUAUACGAUACAAUCGGUUGUAUCAAAAGCAUGAUACAACCAGUAUUUUAAUAAUUAGUUGUAGCUCGUGAGAUAAUUAUGUCCCUUGUUUCUCUUAUUCUUUCUUUUCUGCAGCUACUCCUUUC